UUUAAAACAGAUCAGUCAGUCAGGCAGAGAAACCGUAUUCGCCGCCGGUAACUAAUCACUCCGCGUUUCUGCUUCUCUAUCCAAAUGCUUUAACAAUGCAGAGUUUACGAAUCUCUCAUCUCUUCCGCGCCACCGCCAUUUCUCAUCCUAGAUCUCUUAUCUUCUCUAUCGAAUCGCGUUCUACCGUUACAGAUGAAGCGAAAUUCGUUGAGGCAUCAAGGAAAGGGAACUUAAUUCCACUUCAUAAAUGUAUAUUCUCCGAUCAUUUAACACCGGUGCUUGCUUACAGAUGUUUAGUUCCAGAAGAUGAUAAUGAGACACCGAGCUUUCUAUUUGAAUCUGUUGAGCCAGGAUUUCGUGCUUCGAGUGUUGGUCGGUAUAGUGUGGUUGGUGCACAACCAUCAAUGGAAGUAAUUGUAAAGGAGAAUAACGUGACAAUCAUCGACCAUGAGAAAGGAUGCCUUAUUGAAGAAGUCAUUAAUGAUCCAUUCACAAUUCCAAGAAAUAUUUCAGAAGAUUGGAGACCUCAAUUUAUUGAUGAACUUCCCAAUGCAUUUUGUGGUGGUUGGAUUGGCUAUUUCUCUUAUGACACAGUUCGUUUUGUCGAGAAGAAAAAACUUCCUUUUACAAUGGCACCUAAAGAUGACAGAAAUCUUGCAGAUAUUCAUUUAGGAUUGUAUCAUGAUGUGAUUGUGUUUGAUCAUGUAGAGAAGAAAGUAUAUGCUAUCCAUUGGGUUAGGCUGGAUAACUACCCUUCCAUUGAGGCAGCAUACGAAGAUGGAAGGAAACGACUCGAAAAGUUGAUAUCAAGAGUGCAAGAUAUUGACCCCCCAAGACUAUCCUCUGGCUCUGUUGACUUGUACACUCAUCAUUUUGGUCCAUCUUUGAAGAAAUCAAAUAUGAGCAAAGAUGAAUACAAGAAUGCAGUAUUGCAAGCCAAGGAACAUAUUCUUGCUGGGGAUAUUUUUCAAAUUGUAUUGAGUCAACGUUUUGAACGACGCACUUUCGCUGAUCCUUUUGAAGUUUACCGAGCUUUGAGGGUCGUUAAUCCAAGUCCAUAUAUGAGUUACAUGCAGGUUAGAGGCUGUGUAAUGGUUGCUUCAAGCCCGGAAAUACUCACCAGGGUAAAGAAGAAGAAAAUUAUUAAUCGACCCCUGGCUGGAACUAGCAAAAGAGGGAGGACAAUGGAGGAAGAUGAGAUGUUAGAAAUGCAACUUCUACAAAAUGAAAAACAAUGUGCAGAGCAUAUCAUGCUUGUUGAUUUGGGCCGCAAUGAUGUAGGCAAGGUGUCGAAAUGUGGUUCUGUGAAUGUGGAAAGACUUAUGAAUAUCGAACGCUACUCUCAUGUGAUGCACAUCAGUUCUACGAUUAGUGGAGAAUUGCUUGAUAACUUAACCUGUUGGGAUGCUCUUCGUGCUGCAUUACCUGUUGGGACGGUUAGUGGAGCACCAAAGGUGAAAGCAAUGGAGUUGAUUGAUAAGCUGGAAGUAACAAGACGAGGGCCUUAUGCAGGUGGUUUUGGUGGAAUUUCCUUCACGGGAGAUAUGGAUAUUGCAUUGAGCUUAAGAACGAUUAUUUUUCCAACCGGGACUCACUACAAGGCGAAAGACAAAGAUGUUUUUAAGAAGAAGAAGAAUAUGAGGCAAGACUGGAUUGGCUACAUACAAACCGGUGCUGGGAUUGUUGCAGAUAGUAAUCCUGAUGAUGAAUACACAGAGUGCCAAAACAAGGCAGCAGCUCUCUCCAGAGCCAUUGAUUUGGCUGAAUCCGCUUUUGUCCACAAAUGGUAGUUCGUUAGGGAAUUGUGUGUGAUGCAUUGGUUUGGUUAAUAAAUGUAUUUGGAUUAUUUGAAAAUGACAUUAUUUUGUAUUUAAUAUAUAGUUAAGGGGGUUUGAACAAAAUAUACCACCCGGCCCUGUACACGUUUCAUCUGUCACUAAAUUUAUAAAAUUUAUAAGGAAAGGAUUUCUUA
Impatiens glandulifera is the source of this 1972-nucleotide messenger RNA. Its product is annotated as anthranilate synthase alpha subunit 1, chloroplastic. The coding region runs from base 96 to 1790 and encodes 564 amino acids. Gene Ontology annotation, biological process: L-tryptophan biosynthetic process. The transcript has 11 exons. The record is from RefSeq and is a predicted model, not a curated record. Gene Ontology annotation, molecular function: anthranilate synthase activity. Lineage: Eukaryota; Viridiplantae; Streptophyta; Magnoliopsida; Ericales; Balsaminaceae.